This is a messenger RNA of Aureobasidium musti, 1776 nucleotides long. NCBI's taxonomy places the organism in Eukaryota, Fungi, Ascomycota, Dothideomycetes, Dothideales, Saccotheciaceae. The record is from the annotation of a GenBank genome assembly.
AUGCUAAUCGCGCCCUUGUCUUUAGAUGACUGGAUCCUUGCUAUCACAACCAUCGCCUUCAUCUUCAGCGCCUUCGGCAACGGAGCAAACGAUGUCGCGAACUCGUACGCCACGUCGGUUGCUGCUCAGACCUUGACCAUGCCACAAGUCGGCGUGCUGGCGACCAUCACGGAAUUUGUAGGAGCUGUCGGUCUAGGCGCUCGCGUCACUUCGACAAUCAAGAACGGCAUCAUCUCCAUCGAUCGCUUCGAGGGUAAUCCUGGAGCUCUUAUGCUUGCCAUGGGCUGUGCAGAGGUUGGAAGCGCUACAUGGUUGAUGGUCGCCACCGGUCUCGGCAUGCCAGUCUCAACUACCCAGACCGUUGUUGGAGCUCUCAUUGGAGUCGGCUUCGCAAGCAGCAGUUCCGUCAAAUGGGCUUGGGAAUCUGGCAGUGUUUCUCAGGUUGCGGCAAGCUGGGCCAUUGCUCCUUUGAUCGCUGCUGGCUUUAGCGCCCUCAUCUUUGCAACAGUCAAGUAUAGUGUGCUUGAGCGUAGAGAAUCUUUCAAGUGGGCCUUGCGCUUGAUCCCCUACUACUUGGCUUUGACGGGUGCGAUCCUUGCGCUUUUUAUCGUCAUCGAAGCUCCCACUGCUCCCUCGCUGGAAGAGUUUGGCGCUGGUAAAGCUGUUGGAAUCAUCUUGGGUGUCUUUNUUGGUGUCCUCGCCAUUGCUUACAUCUUCUUCAUGCCUUACUUCAAGCGACGUUUGGUUAUGAAAGAUGCACGAGUCAAAGCCUGGCAUAUUCCUCUGGGUCCCCUCCUUCUAAGGGACAAUCCACCUCUCUACUAUCCUGGCAAUGCUGAAGGUGAAUAUAUCGGAGAAUACCAAGCGGAAGGCAAGGCAUUCAGCGACACACCCGAUGCCAGCCCGGAAAUCAAAGGCAACAGUCCAUUAUCACUACAGGAGCAAAGCCCAGAAAAAGUAGACCACAUGCUUGGAGACUCUUCAUCCGUCGAAGCUGGCCUGGAACACAAUCAACCCAGACCACGCAAACGCCACAUAGGACCCCACGAACGCUUCCUGAAGCCUACAGAAAAUCUUUCCAUCGCAAAUCCUCAACGACUCUGGGGAUACGUCAAGUUUGCACUGCUUCAAGGAGUCACGCGUGAUGUGGUUAUCCACGAUACUGCCGCCAUGCGUGCCAUCCACGCGCGCGCAAACAAAUACGACCCCAGAGUGGAGCAUCUGUGGACCUAUUGCCAGGUGGCUUCUGCCAUGAUGAUGAGCAUUGCACAUGGCUCCAACGACGUAGCCAAUGCUGUUGGGCCUUGGGCUGCAGUGUAUCAGACCUACCAAGCAGGCGAAGUGGCCACACGAUCUCCUACUCCAGUGUGGUUUCUGGUCAUCGCAGGCUUUCUCUUAGGUGCCGGUUUCUGGUUCUAUGGUGAGUGGCUUUGUCUGCCUCUUUUGCAGAAUUCUAUAUUGACGCUUGCUANNGGUUUCAAAAUCAUUCGUGCCAUGGGCAACAAGAUCACCCAAAUGUCGCCCAGUCGUGGUUUUUCUGUUGAGUUGGGUGCAGCAGUCACGGUCUUGCUAGCCUCGCGAUUGGGUCUACCAGUAUCGACGACUCAGUGCUUGACGGGAGCAGUCAUGGGAGUCGCUCUUAUGAACUAUGACUUGAAAGCCGUAAACUGGAAGCAAUUGUGCUUCAUCUUUAUGGGAUGGGUUUUGACGUUGCCAUGUGCUGGUCUCAUUGCCGGGCUUUUGUGUUUGAUGGCACUGAACACGCCUCAUUUCUAG